AUGCCUGGUCUCACAGCGGCUGACACUAUUCGCAUCCUUGUCGCCACCGACAACCAUGUCGGCUACAACGAGCGCGAUCCGGUGCGAGGUGAUGACAGUUGGAGGAGUUUUCACGAAGUGAUGUGCCUCGCGAAAGAACGAGAUGUUGACAUGGUUCUCCUCGCCGGCGACCUCUUCCACGAGAACAAACCGUCGAGGAAAUCAAUGUACCAGGUCAUGAGAUCCCUACGAAUGAACUGCUACGGGGACAAGCCAUGUGAAUUGGAGAUGCUGAGCGAUGCUAGUGAGAUCUUUCAAGGCGCAUUCAACCACGUCAAUUAUGAAGACGUGGACAUCAAUGUCGCUAUUCCAGUAUUCUCUAUCCAUGGUAACCAUGACGAUCCAUCUGGUGAAGGUCACCUGGCAGCACUGGAUCUGCUUCAGAUGUCUGGUCUACUCAACUAUUACGGCCGAACGCCAGAGUCCGACAAUAUUCAGAUCAAGCCAGUACUUCUACAGAAAGGUCAUACGAAAUUGGCCUUGUAUGGCUUAAGUAACGUCAGAGAUGAGCGCUUAUUUCGGACAUUUCGAGAUAGCAAAGUCAAGUUCUUUCAGCCUAACACACAAAAGGAUGAUUGGUUCAACAUCAUGAGCGUCCACCAGAACCAUCACGCAUACACAGAGACGAGCCAUCUUCCAGAGCAUUUCCUUCCAGAUUUCCUCGACCUGGUAAUUUGGGGUCACGAACACGAGUGCGCUAUUGAUCCUCGUACCAAUCCGGAGAGGAACUUUAAGGUCAUGCAACCAGGAUCUUCUGUAGCGACUUCACUCGCCCCUGGUGAAGCUGUGCCUAAGCAUGUGGCUAUGGUGAGCGUGACUGGGCGAGAGUUUACCACCGAGAACAUUCGCUUAAAGACAGUCAGGCCGUUCGUGAUGAAAGAAAUCGUGCUGAGCGAGGAGAAAGAGGCACAGAAAUUUGCCAAAAAGGACAACAACCGCACGGAGCUGACCCGCUUCCUUAUUAAAAUUGUCGAAGGGCUCAUAGUCCAAGCGAAAGCAGAGUGGCUCGAGGCGCAAGAAGGCAGUCACGAGGAUGGAGAUGAGGUCCCCGAGGUGCCACUUCCUCUUAUCAGGCUACGAGUCGAGAUAUCGGCUCUUGAUGGAGGGAACUUUGAUUGCGAAAAUCCUCAACGCUUCUCCAAUCGUUUCGUUGGUAAAGUGGCAAAUAUCAAUGAUGUUGUACAGUUUCACCGUAAGAAGAAGAACGCCACAGCGCGAAGAACUCGAGAUGAUAUUGCGGACGAGGCAGUUAUGUCGCACUUGCAGGGGCUUGACACUGUUGCAGUUAAUAAACUGGUUCGUGAAUACCUCACCGCUCAGUCUUUGACAAUUCUUCCACAGAAUUACUUUGGUAAGGCCGUCAGUGAGUACAUCGAUAAAGAUGAUAAACAUGCUAUGGAAGAUCUUGUCAACGAAACGCUUGCAAACCAGAUCAAGCAUUUGCUGGAGCUCGAUCGUGACGAUGAUGACGAAGAGCAAGACGAGGAGGAACAUCUGGCAGACGCGAUGGAAAGGUACCGUAGCCAGCUGGAAGAAAUUUUCGCCAAAGGGCAGAUAAAGAGGUCCAAGGGAGGCAAGAGCAGAUUCAAGCCCAGACCAGAUGGUUGGGAUAGCGAAUUUGAUGGAGCAUGGGAAGAUCAGCCCGGCGCAUUGCUGCGACCAGACGAGGUAGAUGAAAGCAAUGGUGCUGAAGAAGACGAGGAGGAGGAGGCGACCCCCAAACCUGCAGCUACACGCGGUAGAGGGAGAGGCCGAGGGAGGGGGGUACGCGGAGGAAAUCCAACCACUACGAGGAAGGCUGCUCCUACGGCUUCCAAGGCAGCUGCUUCUAGUAGAGGCAGACGGAGAGUUGUUGAUGAGGACGAAGAUGAGGACGGCGAUUCAGCUAUGUUUCGCGCUGAAGAAGGCGAGGAAGAGGAUUCUCAGGCGAUGUUCUUUACGGAAAAGUCGACCAGAGGGCGAAAGGCAGCCGCUGCCUCUACUCGAGGCAAGAAGGCUGCAUCUCCAGUCAGGAAGGCACCACCAAGAUCAGCAGCCGCAAGCACCAAGCAAUCGAAGAUUAGCUUUUCCGCUUCACAGGCGAGUGUGCUUGGGAAAGGGGGCAAUAGAAGUCAAAGUGUCAACGACGAUAUUGAGGAUGAUGAGGAUGGGGACGCGUUUGAGCCAAUUCCGAAGACAAAGUCUCGAAGGUAG
This is a messenger RNA of Endocarpon pusillum Z07020, 2232 nucleotides long. RefSeq names its product Double-strand break repair protein mus-23. Gene Ontology annotation, biological process: mitotic intra-S DNA damage checkpoint signaling; double-strand break repair via homologous recombination; mitotic G2 DNA damage checkpoint signaling. Gene Ontology annotation, molecular function: 3'-5'-DNA exonuclease activity; DNA endonuclease activity; manganese ion binding. Gene Ontology annotation, cellular component: nucleus; Mre11 complex. Lineage: Eukaryota; Fungi; Ascomycota; Eurotiomycetes; Verrucariales; Verrucariaceae. The transcript has a single exon. The record is from RefSeq and is a predicted model, not a curated record. Bases 1 to 2232 code for a protein of 743 amino acids.